Schistosoma mattheei is the source of this 1134-nucleotide messenger RNA. The record is from the annotation of a GenBank genome assembly. NCBI's taxonomy places the organism in Eukaryota, Metazoa, Platyhelminthes, Trematoda, Strigeidida, Schistosomatidae.
AUGUAUAAACGACCAAUGCUUCAUGAGGUGCGAAACAAGCAGGAGUUAGGCAGUGAUCAUGUAGCUGUCAAAUUUAAUGACAACAAAGUUGAAAAUAUUGUAACACAUGAUACUGCUGAAGAACCUCAUUGUAAACGAUGUGAUGAACCAUUUACUGAAGAUGAAAAUAUCGUUUGUGUUAAAAAUGACAUCUAUCACCCGACAUGUUUUGUAUGUACUCAAUGUUUACAACCAUUAUCUAAUAAAGAAUUUUAUGAGUUUGAAGGUCGAAGAUAUUGCAAAUAUGAUUUUCAAGUACUUUUCGCACCAUUUUGUUUUAAAUGUGGUGAAUUUAUCAUGUCAAAAGUGGUAAAAGCAAUGAAUCGUAGCUGGCAUCCUGAAUGUUUAGUCUGUGAUGAAUGUGGUAUUCAAAUUGUAAGCAAAGGAUUUCAAAGACAUAAAACAAGAAUCCUGUGUAAAGAUUGUUGGUCUGUUAUAUGUCAAGAAUUAGUUGGACAUCACAUAUGUCAAACAUGUAAUAAACCAAUUGAAUUAAAUAAACACAUCAAAUUUAUGGAACUUGGUUUGGAUGCACAUGAACGUGGUGGUGAAUUAUAUUGUCUUAAAUGUUUCAGUCGUUCUGGUGUAUCAAUAUGCUCAGCAUGCAGACGUCCGAUUGAAGGUCGUAUAGUUUGGGCGCUUGGUAAAGUUUGGCAUGUUGAACAUUUUGUAUGUCAUCACUGUGAAAUACCAUUUAUGGGUAGUAGAAAAUUAGAUGAAAAAUCCAAACUUUAUGAAAUCGAUUUGAAACCAGUAUGUAAAGAUUGUUAUGAUAAAUUACCAAUACAGUGGAAAAAGAUUCUGGCAAAAUUCAUCGUGCAGAUAGAAAAAAAUGGAGUAAUUAAUGAUUAUUUGUAUAUUCAUAAAAAAUAUGUUCAUCGUAUAUGUAAACAAUCAGGACAUAAUCAACAUUCUAUGGGUUUGUUGACAUUAUUAAGAAAGAAAAAAAUUAAUAAAAAUCAGUCUUUAUUAUUUGUCGCAUUCUUAAUUCCACAUGGAUACGAUACUUGCUGUGAUAAUAUUUACAUAGCUAGUAGUUAUAAAUUAUCACUGAGUGGUAGGAUAUAUACAGAAAUAUGUGAAUUAAUAGCAUGA